AUGGGACGCGAUACCCCGCCCCCGCGCGACAACGACACCGACUCGGCCUCGAGCGCGCCCAAGGCCCGCUCGCGCUGGCCCUUCGGCGCGCUCUCCGCCGAACGCCGCCUGGUCCUCAAGCUCGACCUGUCCAUGCUCGUCUUCUCCCUCCUCGGCCUGAUCAUGCGGUACAUCGACCAGGCGAACAUCUCGACUGCGUUCGUGAGCGGGAUGAAGGAGCAGCUGGGCAUGUUUGGGCUGGAGUACAAUUAUGUGCUUACGGCGUGGACUGUUGGCUACUGCAUAGGCCAGAUCCCCGGCACGGUCCUCCUCAACCGCGUCUCGCCGCACUACGUCAUCUUCGCGUGCGAGGCGGGCUGGUCCCUCAUGACGCUGUGCACGACGUGGGUGACCAACUGGAAGCAGCUGCUGUUCAUCCGGUUCAUGGUGGGCCUGUUCGAGGCGCCAUACUAUCCCGGCAUCCUCUUUCUGUUGGGCAACUGGUACACGCCGAGCGAGCUGGGCAAGCGCACGACGCUCUUCCAGGGGAUCACGAGCAUCGGCGUGCUCAUCAACUCGCUCAUGCAGGCCGGCAUCCACCGCACGCUUAAUGGCAAGCUCGGGCGCCCGGGCUGGCGGUGGAUCUUCAUCAUCGACGCGGUCAUCUCGCUGCCCGUCGCCAUCGCGGCGUUCUUCUUCAUCCCGGACUUGCCGUGGCAUAUCAAGCCCAACUGGCUUAUCAAGCAGGAGGACAUUGACCUCGCUAAGAAACGGCUCGACGGGCUGGGGCGCAAGGGCACGUCGCCGGACGGGCUCAAGCCCCGCGCGCUGUGGAACGUCCUCAAGAGUUGGCAUAUCUGGCUCUUCACCCUCACCUACAUCCUCUACAUGUUCAACAUGCAGCCGCAGAACAGCUUUGCCUUCUGGCUCAAGAACUCCAAGGACCCGAAGUACACGAUCGAGCAGAUCAACUACUACCCGUGCGGGAUGUACGCCGUGCAGUUUGUCAGCUGUGUCGUGUUGAGCUACAUCAGCGAUACGUGGCUGCGGGGCGCGCGGUGGCCGUUCAUGGUGCUCACGGGGCUCUGGCACUGCGUAGACUGCGCCCUCCUCGCAGCAUGGGACCCAUACGGCACCCACCGCGGCCGCCGCUGGGCGCUGUACUACCUCACCGGACUAGUAAACUGCACCCCGGGCCUCCUGUACGCAUGGUGCAGCGAGAUCAUCUCCGAGAGCGCGGAGAAGCGCGCCAUCGUGAUGGGCACGUUCAACUCGGUCGCGUUUAGCUUUACGGCGUGGCUGCCUCUCAUCUUCUUCAAGCAGACCGACCAGCCGUGGGUGCGUAACGGCAACAUUGCGUGCGCGGCCUUCAUCGCCGCCGAGGUGGCCACGAUCUUCGGCAUCCUCUUCCUCUCAAAGCGCGACGAGGCGCGCAAGGCGCGUCUCGUUGACAACAGCGAGGGCGAGGGCGACGACAGCGUGCCGCGCCUCACGCGCACCGGGUAUGAGGACAGUGAGGACUGGGACGGUAAGAAAUAG
Messenger RNA from Vanrija pseudolonga, 1518 nucleotides. RefSeq names its product Pantothenate transporter FEN2. The record is from RefSeq and is a predicted model, not a curated record. Gene Ontology annotation, biological process: transmembrane transport. Gene Ontology annotation, molecular function: transmembrane transporter activity. Gene Ontology annotation, cellular component: membrane. Bases 1 to 1518 code for a protein of 505 amino acids. The transcript has 5 exons. NCBI's taxonomy places the organism in Eukaryota, Fungi, Basidiomycota, Tremellomycetes, Trichosporonales, Trichosporonaceae.